Molecule: messenger RNA, 1957 nt
Organism: Sinocyclocheilus grahami
Lineage: Eukaryota; Metazoa; Chordata; Actinopteri; Cypriniformes; Cyprinidae
Product: cationic amino acid transporter 2-like
Exons: 10
Coding region: 323-1957 (544 amino acids)
Biological process (GO): L-ornithine transmembrane transport; L-arginine import across plasma membrane
Cellular component (GO): plasma membrane
Molecular function (GO): L-arginine transmembrane transporter activity; L-lysine transmembrane transporter activity; L-ornithine transmembrane transporter activity
Source: RefSeq, a predicted model, not a curated record
GACCAGCCCUCCUCACAGGGGGCAGGGCAAGUUAAGACAAACCAGAACGGAGUAAAGUAGGCAGUAAAACUAGUGCAGUUGUGGGCUGACAUGUCAUUUGAGCUUGAAGGAAGGAAGGAGCAAACUCGAGACAGGACUUGGGAAGGACUGACUUGGAUCUCUCUGAGCCUGUGAGCUUUUUUAAGAAAUCAGUGGAGAUCCCUGAAAGGCGUGUGUGUGUGUGGGGGUGCAUGUAUGUGUGUGUUUGCGUGUAACUGUAAGGCAUUACGUCCAUAAGGCGAUUCUACAGCUGCCAGUCUCUCAUCAGGUGUUAACAGGAAGAAUGCUGGAACAUUGCCUCACGUUUGGCCGCUCCCUUGUGAGGAGGAAGAAUGUGGACCAGGACUGUCUGGAGGAGUCCAAGCUGUGCCGAUGCCUCUCCACUGUUGAUCUGAUUGCCCUCGGGGUGGGAAGUACACUUGGGGCCGGUGUCUAUGUGCUUGCUGGGGAGGUGGCCAAAAGCAGUUCUGGUCCCAGCAUUGUGGUGUCUUUCCUCAUCGCUGCUCUGGCAUCUGUGAUGGCCGGCCUGUGUUAUGCCGAGUUUGGUGCACGGGUACCCAAGACGGGCUCAGCCUAUCUGUACAGCUAUGUGACCGUGGGGGAGCUCUGGGCCUUCAUCACAGGAUGGAACCUCAUUCUGUCAUACGUCAUAGGGACCUCUAGUGUGGCACGUGCAUGGAGUGGGACAUUUGAUGAGCUUAUAGGGGGCCACAUUGAAAAGUUCUGCAAAAUGUACUUCAAAAUGAGUUUGCCCGGCCUGGCAGAGUACCCUGAUUUCUUUGCUGUCUGUCUGAUCUUACUACUGUCAGAAUGUCGAAGACACGCUAGCUUUCCAAAGGCAGACGAACUUAGAGUGGUUACAAGUUCUGGAAUGCAUCUGUUGGGCUCCAUUUUCCCAAUGCCACGUGUAAUCUAUGCUAUGGCACAGGAUGGGGUGCUUUUCAAAGCGUUAGCCCAAAUCAAUCCUAAGACGAAGACCCCGCUUAUUGCUACAAUGUCUUCAGGUGUAGUUGCAGUGUCUGUGUAUCAUAUGCUCAUAUCUAAAAUCUUUAUACAAUUACUUAAAAAAAUUCCAAUAAUUACAUAUGACUGGAAAAACACAAUUGGCUGCACUUGGUCAAUAUCUGCUCCUUCACAUUUGCUGGUGUUGGUUAAUAUGUUCUUUUCCUUCCAGAGUUACAGGUAUCUGAACUAUGACUCCUUUUUUGUUUUUAGCCUGUUGGGCUCUAUGUUCCCUCUUCCCCGCAUUCUGUUUGCCAUGUCACGAGAUGGCGUGCUAUUCAGAUUUCUUUCCAAAGUGAGUAAGCGUCAGUCGCCAGUGGCUGCCACUAUGGCAGCGGGCACUACCGCGGCUAUCAUGGCUUUCCUGUUUGACUUGAAAGUGCUGGUAGACAUGAUGUCUAUUGGAACCUUGCUGGCAUACUCUUUGGUGGCUGCUUGUGUUCUAAUCCUCAGGUAUCAGCCAGAUGCUGCGUUUGAGAGGUCUAGGAUCAAUGAAGGCAAGGAAGAGGUUGGUGAGUCUGAACUGACAGAGUCUGAGUCUCACCUGAACAUGCUGAAGGAUGGAAGCGUAACCCUGCGCUCUCUGCUCAACCCUCCACUGUUGCCCACUGAGCAGACUUCCACUGCCGUCAAUGUGUCUGUAAUGAUCAUGGUGUUUUUUGUGUGUGUUGUUAGCACACUCAACACAUACUACGGACAGGCCAUUAUUGCUAUGGAGCCUUGGGCCCUGGGGGUCUUGGGUGCAUCUUUGUUCAUCUUCAUCAUGUGCAUGCUUCUGGUUUGCAGACAACCUCAGACGAGGAAGAAAGUUUCUUUUAUGGUUUCCUCAUCUAUUUUGGAUAUGGAAUCUGGCAUAGUGAUGAACGUAAGAGGCAUCUACAGAACUGUGGUGUUGCGACAGAGAAAAAGACAUUGA